CCCCGGCCCCCCCAGCGCGCUCCGCUUCCCGCUGCCGCCAGCGCCAGCGCCCGCUCCGGCAGGAAGCGGGGCGGCGGCGGCCGGCCGAGCGGGACACGCCUCUCGCCCUCCCCGUCCCGUCCCCCGUCCCCCCCCGCCCCGGGCCCCGCCGCCCACCGCGGGCGCGGCGCAGCGCAGCGCGGCCGCCGCGGCCCCGCCAUGAGCCGGAGGUAGCGGCGGCGCCUUCCGCAGUCGCCGCCGCCGCCGCCCGCCCGCCCGCCUCGGCGGCCGGGCCCCGCGAUGCCGAACCAGAAGGGCGGCAAGGGCAAGAAGAACAAGCGCGCCAACAGCAGCGGCGACGAGCAGGAGAACGGGGCGGCGGCGGGCGGCGGCGGCGCCGCGGCGGCGGGCGGCGGCGCCGCGGCGGGCGGCGGCGGGGCCGGGGCGGCGGCGGCGGGCGGCGGCAGCGGCGCGGGCGGCGGCACAGGAGGCGCGGCGGCCGCGGGCGGCGCGGCGCCCGGCGACGUCAAGAGCGAAGCCCCUUGUGCUACUCCACUGAUCUGUAGCUUUGGAAGGCCAGUCGACCUUGAGAAGGAUGACUACCAGAAAGUUAUAUGCAACAAUGAGCAUUGUCCUUACAGCACCUGGAUGCACCUUCAGUGCUUUUAUGAGUGGGAAAGCAGCAUCCUUGUCCAGUUUAAUUGCAUUGGCAGAGCAAGGAGUUGGAAUGAAAAGCAGUGUCGCCAAAACAUGUGGACAAAGAAGGGAUACGAUCUCGCUUUUCGCUUUUGUUCCUGUCGAUGUGGGCAGGGUCAUUUAAAGAAAGACACUGACUGGUACCAAGUGAAACGAAUGCAGGAUGACAAGAAGAAAAAAUCAGUGUUGGAGAAGAGCACGGGAAGGUCUAUGGCAGAGUCAGCAGAAGAGGCCAAAAAGGGCAGGCCAGCCAAUAAGCCACAGAAAGGCUUAAGUCACGACAUCCAGCGAAGGCAUUCGAUGGACAGACAGAACUCCCAAGAGAAGGGUGUCAUUAGUGGGGGUUAUGCCAUUCGUUCUCCAUGUGUCUCUCCUGGCCAGUCCCCACCAACGGGCUACUCUAUUCUUGCCCCCACUCAUUUCAGUGGCCCUCGUUCUUCACGAUACUUAGGAGAAUUUUUGAAGAAUGCUAUCCACCUGGAACCUCAUAAGAAGAACAUGGCUGGUGGGGGCAUGUUCAGGAAUGCACAUUUUGAUUAUGGGGCAGCUGGUUUGCAAGCACAUCGUUCAGGACACUUUGAUGCCCCCGUGCAGUUUUUGAGAAGGCUUGAUCUAUCUGAGCUUCUUACUCAUAUACCCAGGCAUAAAUUGAAUACUUUCCAUGUGCGGAUGGAAGAUGAUGCCCAAGUGGGUCAAGGCGAGGACCUUCGGAAGUUUAUUCUUGCUGCUCUUAGUGCCAGCCACAGGAACGUUGUAAACUGUGCGCUAUGCCACAGGGCACUGCCAGUGUUUGAACAGUUUCCGCUGGUGGAUGGAACGCUGUUCCUUAGCCCAUCAAGACAUGAUGAAAUUGAAUAUGAUGUUCCCUGUCACCUUCAAGGCAUGUUUAAGAUACCAGGUGUUCGGUUUGUUAUACAACAAGGAAACUCAAAAUUAAGCAGAAGGCUUAUGCAUCUCUAUGCUGUUUGUGUAGACUGCUUAGAAGGGGUUCACAAAAUUAUCUGCAUUAAGUGCAAGUCCCGAUGGGAUGGAAGCUGGCAUCAGCUGGGAACUAUGUAUACCUAUGAUAUUCUGGCAGCAUCUCCCUGUUGUCAGGCUCGACUGAACUGUAAACACUGUGGGAAGCCAAUAAUAGAUGUACGGAUUGGCAUGCAGUAUUUCUCUGAAUACAGCAACGUCCAGCAGUGUCCACACUGUGGAAAUCUAGACUACCACUUUGUGAAGCCAUUCUCUUCGUUUAAAGUUCUGGAGGCUUAUUGACGAAAGCUUUGCUUUAGUAAUAGCUAUUUUAUGGGUAUUUCAACUUUAUUACAUAUCUUUUUAUAGAAUUCAUUCUGUGAUGAAAUUAAUUUCUUUUCUAACUGAAAGAGCAGCUUCUUUGUCUGUGUACAUAUUAAUAUGUAUAUAUACAUGUUGUUAAAACCAGGAUCCUCCUGACAAGAUCUCUGUGAAGGCUGGAGGCAUGCCAAUUUAAUGGCCUUUGAAUAUAUCCCGAGUGUGGGGUAAACUUCAGCUAAAAAUGAUUUGAUUUUAUUUUUUGUAUUGUUGUAAUACAGUUUAUAGCAAAGGCGUGGGGAGACAUACAAGACAGAAGAAUAUGUCCAGUUGGAAAGUGGUUAAUUUUGUAGGGUGGUGGCCCUCUAGCUUGGUGGAAAUGGGAAAUCCUUGGAAAGAAAUCACCCUGUUACUGUUGAAGUCAUUGAGUCUUUGACAUUGGUUCCAAUGGGAGCAGGAAUGGCCCUAAACUGUUAGUCAUCUUAGCAGGCUUUCUUUUAGGUUUCCCAAGAUGGGGUAAACUAAGAUACUGUGAAAAGUGAAUGUAAAUCUAUGCCAGAAAAUGCAAUCUUGAAAUGAAUUUUUUUUGGCAUAUCGUCUUCCUGCCAUGUGUGUUUGAUGUGUGUUACCCUCACUGAUGGAUCAUACGGCAAUAGUACUGCUUCCACCAGUGUUGUGAUUUUAGCAGUCAGGUGAAUUGUUUAUACCAAAACAAGCUGGAGAUCCUAAAAUGCUUUAUUUAAAGGUAUUUCUUCACAGAUAUUUUAGGACUUGUGAUACAUGAAAGGAACAGGCUGAACCGAAUGGGAAUGUGUUCAUGUGUGUCUGCUGAGGCUGAGACUUUGCUGCCUACUGCAGACUGGUGUGACUGGUUUGUAAAGAGGACUGUAAAGUGGGAUCUGGGCCAUCAGAGCUGUAAGACCUGAGAGGUACUUAGUAUGGAACUUGGCAUUGAUUUUUAAAACAAUUAUUGCUGCACCUUUAUCUUUCAAAAUUAUGUAAGUCUGGGAUUUAAAAACUUGGAGACUAUUUAAGGAAGCAAAUUUAGUGUAAUUGCUUUCUACAGGCCUGUGUGCUGUGUGUAAUAGACUGUACACUAGGCAAUGAAUUUAUAUCAUAGGGUUUGGCCCUGUAGACUCUGCCAGCAUUGUUUCUUGGUUCCGAUUUCUUCCUUCCCUAAGCAAAAGUUUUAAAAUAGGUCAUUAAUCUUUUACUUGGCUUCUCAAGCCGAUUGAGGUUUUGGGUUUUUUUUUUUUUUUUUUGCUUUUCUCUAUAAUAUAUUUAUGGAGUGACUGUCCACUCAGGAGGUGCAGUUUUUAUUACUUCUUAAGAGGUGGGAUUGUUUUUUGUUUCUUCUUAAGUUGUGACACACUGUUUUAAAACAAAUUAUGGUUUUCGCAAAUUAGAAUCUUAAAGAAUGUAUCUGUUGAAAUUAUGGUCUUGAAAAUGGCCCUAAUACUCUGCACACCCUGGGAAAGAAUACAAAAAAGUCGCAAGACAAAAAGGUCUUGCAUUUGUAGGACCAAGAAUUAUGCUUUCUGUUAAGUUAAGGAAAUUAAUGUGCACAUAAAACUUGAACUGAAUAUCCAUGUUUCUGUGUGCAUAAAAAACGCCAAGUUCACAGUUUUAUUUCAUGUCUGACUUUACUGCAGAACUAGCUCCUUUUAGCAUUAGCCACUCUUCAAAUAAUACUCACGCUGCACAGAGGGCUCAUAUUGGCACAGAUCAGUUACUGUUAAGUUGAGUGGUAAUGUCCUUACAAGCCAGCCAACACAAGUUAAUGGUUUUCACAUCUGGAUAGGGCUGGACUGUCUAUCUCAUACAGUUACACUGGUGAUGCACUCCUGGUCUGAACACCGAUAUUAGCAGCCUGUGGCUGUGAUAGCCCGCGCUGCUAGCGCUACACCCGUUCUGUCCUCACUGUUUCUGUACUUGUUUUUAUGUCUAGAGCACAUCCUUGGCUUUUUGUGCAAGCUUUUUGGUUCCCUACAGGUCUGCUUGUAACAGUUGUGGGAAAACCUGUUUCCCUUUUAAGGUGACUUAUGCAAAGAACUUACAAUACUGUCCUAGUAGGGCUACUGCAAACCAAGUUGCACCAACCCCGGGGCAGUGGAAGCGGCACUGUAACCCUGGUCCGUAGGAGGGGCAGCUAGCCCACACAUACCUGGACUGGAAGAAGAGGUGGCUAGCAGAGAAAAUCUAGUUAGCUGUGCAGUGUAGACCUUCCUUAUGGAGAACAAUCAAUUAAUAAUUUGCAUUAAUUCUGCAGGGAAGAUGAGCCCUUCGGCUUCUGUGGUACGUUCCAAAAACCUCAUGGAGUUCGAAUGGUUAACAAAGCCUAGAGCUGCAUUGCCUGCCAGUACUGUGGGAGCCAGUUCAGAUACACAAAAGAUAGAUGCCUAAAAGACUAUUCCAGCGGUAUUAAAUCACAUAGCAAAAUGAAACUCCUGUAAUGAGAAAAACAAAAGGAAACAUAUAUAACUGGUAUUUGAACUUCAGUGCUAGUCACUCAUGCCUUGAGUCUAGAGUAUCAACUCCCACAUAUGCUACAUGGAUAACAGAACAGUAGCAUGCUAUACCCAUUUUUUUCCCACAUUUGGCAUGGGCAGUUGUUACCAUGCAAUGUACAUGGUAGGGGAAAAUUGAGAUCUGGAGUUCUCCUGAAUACUUGUUCAUUUGCUUUUUUAACUGUAGCUUAGUUAUAAUUCUGUUCUUUAAGUACUUAGAUGCCUCUCCAUAUGUGUAUAUAUGACAAUCGAGAAUGAGUAGAAGUGGAGAAAAGGAAUUUGGCCAGUUUUUAAAAGCACAAGCAUAUGAAGGAUUUUACAGUAUCUUCAAUUCAAAACCAAGAAGCAGACUAAGAAAGUGGGGGAAAAAGCAUUUUUAAAAUCUUAACAGUAAUGAGAAGUUAUGUACAAAUCUAUCCAAGAAAAAAUUUAGUUCUCAAUCAGCUUUUCCUUUUAAUUCUGCUAUUAGGUGAGUCAUAGCUACUACUUGAAGAAAUGCCUAUUUUCUUGCAAAACACAGCUCUCAACUGGAGGCUAGCAGCAUUUGUAGCACAGUAAAAAUGAUCCAUGAUGGAAACCAGCUGAAUUACAGAAAGAUUCCUUUGAACUUUCCCUCCAAAGUAAAUUGUCCCUAAUUUGUAGAGAACGCUUUCUCUGCUUCUUGCUGAUACAACUGGUCUCGAGUUACUGCAAAAUGCAGUAUUUUUUGUAACAUCCAUAAGAUUCCAGUCAAGUUGUCGGGCCCUUUCUUUGGCCAUAAAAGUUGCAGCUGGGCUCUUCAUAAGUACAAAGGCAGAGUUAACUCCUCUGGGACCUUGUGGCUCCUUAGUAUAAAAGGUUAAACUAGAUUGCAGUUUGUUUGCUGUCCAUCUUAAUGAGCACUGGAAAUAGUCAUGAGCUUUUAAAUGUAUCAAAAGGGAAAUGUUUUGUCUAGAUAGGGAGCUGCUUGCUUUGCUUGUUUGGCUAAAGUUUGCUCUUCAUUACCUUUCAUCGGUCUGAUGCUGUGUGUUCUUUUUAGUCUGGCCUGUGGUCAGAUUAAAUUGUGCCUGAAACAUGUUUUGUAAAACAGAAUACAGUCCUCUGGAUUUGGAGGUUCAUUCUACUCUUCUUAAAUGCACGAUACUCCUGGUGAUAGUAAUAGGAGUUGCAUGUGCAGAUGCUUUUAUUUCCAGUAGUUAAAUAUGUUUUCCAUAGGAGAGGCUUGCAUUUAGGUAGACUUAACAUUUUGGAUGUGUAAAUGAAUUCAUCCAUCAGUAGGACAUUUAAAAGUAAAUUUUGGUAACCAUAACUAACACAACAGACGUCUUUUAAAUGCUGAUACAUAAUUUGACAUCUAUCAAGGUGAGAAGGCUGAAUUUCUUGUUCUAUCUAAUGCUGCAAAGUCGUUUAAAACUACAAUGCUCUGUAGUCCCUUAGACUAUUCUGUAGUCUAUUUGCAUUAAUUUGCUCAGUAGCGAGCACUGUAUUUGUAAACAAGUUUAGUUUGGAAAAUAGGGAAUAUUUCUAUGAGGGAGGCAUCUAACCCAGUUUCUUUAUUUUCUGUACUCUUCAUUUUGUUGUACCAGGUAACCAAGGAAAAACAUGUUGUUGAAGGCCACUGUUAAGAAAACCCCUCGAAAAUAUUCUUAUCCAUAAAGGUUUCUUGUUGAGACAUUUUUGGAUUGCACUUUUGCAGAAGGAAGAAUAUGUACAUAGCAAAUGAAUGUUGAUGAAAUUAAAAUAAUUGGUUAUGAUAUCAUUUGCGUGUGUUGUUAGAGAAUAUUUUGUUGUGACUUCUCUGUAUUAAAAAAGUAAUAAAUACCAGACAGCUAA
This is a messenger RNA of Dromaius novaehollandiae (emu), 6269 nucleotides long. It is a transcript of the gene HECA, whose product is annotated as hdc homolog, cell cycle regulator. Lineage: Eukaryota; Metazoa; Chordata; Aves; Casuariiformes; Dromaiidae. The transcript has 5 exons. The record is from RefSeq and is a predicted model, not a curated record. The coding region runs from base 280 to 1935 and encodes 551 amino acids.